Molecule: messenger RNA, 1717 nt
Organism: Cercocebus atys (sooty mangabey)
Lineage: Eukaryota; Metazoa; Chordata; Mammalia; Primates; Cercopithecidae
Product: receptor-type tyrosine-protein phosphatase delta-like
Exons: 1
Coding region: 694-1278 (194 amino acids)
Molecular function (GO): protein binding
Source: RefSeq, a predicted model, not a curated record
UUUUAAGUUUAAGCAACAUAACAGCACAAUUAAGCAUUUAAGCAAUUGACUCAGACAGAGUUGGGUUUGCCUUAUAGCUUUCUCACUUGUUACACGCUGGCCUCGGACAAUUUUCUACCUCUCUGGGCCUCAUUUUCUCAUUAUAGAAGAUAGAGAUAAUAAUAACUAAUCCAAGAAUGUAGUGAGGAGUCAGGAAUGUAAACCAAUUGUGAACACUAUAUGCAAUGCACUUAGCAUGGCGCCUGUGCAUUGCACAUACUCAAUGAAUAAAUAAUCAUUAUAGUUAUUAUUAUUAGUGAUAUCUAAUUGGCUGAUCUUUGCUCGAAUUAAUUUAUCUUUGAUAUGAACCUUUAUGUGUGAAGGUUUAAAAUGUGCAGGUGUCAAAAAAAUUCCCUUAAGCUGUUGUUUCAAUGAUAAUUUCUGUUUGUGUCCAUUAUCAAAUUCUAGUAUCUCAGCCUACUGUAAUAAAGUAAGACAAAGAGCAUAUUUCCACAAAGGUAUGUAGGUCAAACAUUGCCUUUUUUGUUUUGUUUUGUUUUGUUUGGGUAAGUAAGAAAAUGGGAAUACCAGUAGAGUGGAACUCCCUCAUUUGGCAAUGACUGAAAUGUGGACAUUCAGAUUGGUUGAUCUUACCACACCAUCCCAUGUGCUCCAGUUCCAGGGAAACCUCGGCUUGUGAUUAACCACACUCAGAUGAAUACUGCUCUCAUUCAGUGGCACCCUCCUGUGGACACAUUCGGACCUCUUCAGGGCUACCGUCUAAAAUUUGGCCGCAAGGAUAUGGAGCCGCUUACUACUCUCGAGUUCUCUGAAAAAGAAGAUCACUUUACAGCUACAGACAUCCACAAAGGAGCAUCAUAUGUCUUUAGGCUCUCAGCCAGAAACAAAGUGGGCUUUGGGGAGGAAAUGGUGAAGGAGAUUUCCAUUCCAGAAGAAGUACCAACUGGAUUCCCUCAAAACCUUCACUCAGAAAGCGCUACUUCAACCUCCGUCCAGUUAUCUUGGCAACCACCUGUCCUGGCAGAGAGAAAUGGCAUUAUCACCAAGUAUACCCUUCUUUAUAGGGACAUCAACAUCCCCCUUCUCCCAAUGGAGCAGCUUAUUGUUCCAGCUGACACCACUAUGACACUCACUGGCUUAAAACCAGAUACCACAUACGAUGUAAAAGUACGUGCUCAUACGAGCAAAGGGCCCGGGCCAUAUAGUCCCAGUGUCCAGUUCAGGACACUGCCUGUGGAUCAAGGUAGGAUUUGUCUGCUUACGGCCUUCCUCCUUUAAAGGAAUAUCAGUCUUUGGAAAUCAGUAUUUUGAAGCUAUAAUAACUGAUCAGCCCAUUCAUAUUAAUAGGUUCAGCAAAAACAAAAAGGUAAAGUAUGUAAAACUUACUACGUCUUGGAUGCCUUAGAUUUCAGUUAUAGAAUGUCAAGCAAGUCUGGCUGACAGCUCCCCAAUGUCCUCAGGUAAGGAAAACACAAUAUAGUUGGCUGAAUUGGAGAGAAAGGAAAGAUCUUUAUGAGACUGGGGUAUUAAAAUGAAUGCUCUAAACAGGUAGGAAAAUCAUACUUCUCUCUCUCUGAUCAAAGUAGACAGCAUCUAGCAUAAGCCCUGUGGUCCAUGGUGGAAAGGACAGGUCAUCUGUUUUAAGAAUAGUUUAAAUACACUGUUUUUCCUUUUCCAGCAGUGUUUGCAAAAAAUUUUCAUGUCAAAGCAGUAAUGA